This is a messenger RNA of Saccostrea cuccullata (small rock oyster), 2232 nucleotides long. RefSeq names its product major facilitator superfamily domain-containing protein 4A-like. Lineage: Eukaryota; Metazoa; Mollusca; Bivalvia; Ostreida; Ostreidae. The record is from RefSeq and is a predicted model, not a curated record. The coding region runs from base 238 to 1884 and encodes 548 amino acids. The transcript has 11 exons.
CUAGUCUCCGAAGGGAGGCCAGGUGUGCUGUUCAGGCGUUCUCGGGGGUUAUCGAUUGCUAAGUUUUCUGAAUUGAAGUGUGCAGCAUUGACGAUUAAAAUAUCUGGACCUUCAGAGGAAUGACAGAGAACAAACGCAAGAUGAAGACUGUCAUGUGAAAUCAUUGUGCUUAUUCUUAUUUAACUAUCACCUCUCUACAAAUAUGGUUCUUUUGGAUAAAAUACUUUUUAUUUGAAAAUGGAUAUCCAAAGUACUCCGGUCAUGGACACAGCAUCCGCGCCCUUUGACUCUCGAGCAACAGAGGAACUGAGCAGUAAACCUCACUUCCGGUCUCUUUGGCGGGAAAAUUGGGUGUCGGUUAUGACUGAUUGUCUAGUGUUUGGAAGUUUUGGGAUGGGUGUAGCAAUACUUGGACCUACUUUAUUUGACCUCGGGUGUCAGACGAGCGCCAGUUUACGGGAACUACAAUGGGUGUUUUUUGUACAACUUCUGUUAACCUUAGUAGGUUCAGUGUCAGCCGGAUGUCUCGCACAACGAAUUGUCCCUGUCCACGUGCUUAUGUUGAUCGGGAUGAUUGGUCUCCCCUUCACCACGCUAUUAGUUCCCGCCUGUACCGAGUUUGGAGAACUCUUGGUAAAUCUAAUGUUGAUGGGAUGGUGUAUGGGUUGUAUAGACUGUGUUGCUAACCUCAGAAUGAUUUUGAGAUUUGGAACAAAUGUCUCUCCAUUUCUGCAGGCAAUGCACUUCUGUUAUGGUCUCGGAGCAUUCAUUAGUCCCAUGAUAGCUGCACCUUUUACCCUUGAUGUUGAUUGCUCUCAGCCAUCUCAUGAUAAAUUAACAAAAGACUUUGAAACAACAUCGAAUGUAAGCCAACCAGUAGUAUCAACGCAACCGUCAGUGUCACGUGCUCAACAUCUUAGCCAUUCAGAAAGAGCUUUCUUCAUCCUGGCUAGUAUCCAAUUUUUCUUUACAGCUGUUGUAAUAGUGGUGAUUAUUUUGGAGAAGAAGCAUAUUAUAUCAUCCGGAGCCGCGGUGUCUCAAUCAGUCAGCAUGGCGUCCGUUCGUUCUGAUUCAUCAGAUCAAAAUAUGAGGGAUAUAAGUGGACAAACCUACUGCUUCUGCUGUGGAACAAGAGAAAUCGUGAUAAUUAUUCUAAUUACUUCAGUAUCCCUGUUCUUCUACGACGGAUUGCAGUCCUCCUAUGCUGACUAUAUAUAUUCAUUUGCCGUAAAAAAUGUGAAAGGGUUGCAAAAAGGAGAGGGAGCGUACCUGAACGCUUGUUUCUGGGGAACCUUUGCCCUGGGCCGACUGAUCGCCAUUCCAUGUGCCACUAGACUGACUGCUACCUUUAUGCUCACCUGUAAUUUAGGUGGAUGUAUUCUCGCCCUUUUAUUCACAUUGAUAUUUCGAGGGAACCAUGUGAUAGCAUAUUUCGGCACAUGCGUAUUUGGACUCUUUCUAAGCAGCAUGUCACCAACUAUUAUGUCACUUACUGAACUAUUUAUUGACAUCAAUGCUCCUAUAGCCUCCUGCCUGGUAGUUAGUGCGGCCCUGGGUGAAACACUGUGUCCAGUUAUUGUGGGCAACCUGUUUGUAGCCACUGGUCCGCCAAGUUUCCUUGUAUUCUGUUUUGUGAUUGCUGUUCUAUCAGGACUUCUCUUUGGUGCUCUUUUCUUUUUUGGAAGGAAUACUCCAAAAUAUAGAGGGUUGAAGCCUGGAUCCUUUAUCUGGAUAACAAAGUUCGGAAAUCGCAAGGAAGAAACAAAUCCAUUUAAACCAAUAUCAGUCAAAUAUUAUUCUGAAAAGGACGAAUAUAAAAGGCAUUCCCCAGAAGGGGGAACAGAAUUUCCAAACAAUAUCUCUGAAAAUGCAAAACAAUACUGACAAGAAUGAUAGUAUUCAUAUUGUAUGUAGAAUGUCAAAUGUAUGUAUAAGGAAUUGUUUUGAUGUGUAUUUUAUUAUCUCAAACAAUGACGCCACGAAGUUAGAAAGGAGAGGUGAAUAGAUUGUAAUGGAGAACUAAAAAAACUUUUCUUUGUUUGAUUUGAUGGUUUGAAUCUAGAAUAUUUUUAAGAUUGAAAUGUUAGAAGUUUAUAUUUUAAGCAUAAUUGCUAUUUGGAGACACUUUUAUGUGUCUCAGAAUGUCUGCUAUAUAUAUGAGUCAAAUAAAAGUCACAUAAGAUGACUUAGUACUAUAUAUGUCAAAACGUUAAACACAUGUCUUAAAUAAAA